CCCUACGUCAUCAAUGUUGGCGGUAUUUUGAAAAGGAGGCGCCUGUUUGUUUUCGUCCGCUCAGUGAGCGAUAUUUGACAAACUAUGGCCGAGGUGAAGUCGGGCGAGCGGGCGGCGGCGGUGCUGUCGGAGGCUGCGCAGUGUGAGCUGCUCGACCUGUGCGAGGAUCAGUUCGCGCAGCUGGAGAAGCUUCAGAAUGAGGUCAUACUGUGCGAACCGGAUUUCGGUGAGAAUCCACAGGAGCAGUCAAUAAAUCGACUGAUAGCCACAGAAGCUGAGCUGAAGCAGUGGCUGGCAGUGGAGCCAAAAUUGCUGGCAGCAAAUUCAGAAGUUUUACUUCAAGCUGGAAAAGAGGAGAUGCUCAAGCUUUGCUCUGAACUUGAGAUGGUUGCUUCCUGCUAUGAGGCAAAGCGAGACAAACUGAGAGAAACCAAAGAACUGGAACAGAAGUGGCUGGAGCAGAAGAAUCAGGUGCUAAUAGCGGCCAGUGAUCAUGCUGAACGACUUCGAAUGGAAAAGGAGACAUUGUCAGAGCUAAGUGUACUGCAAGACACCAAGGCCAAAAUCCAGAAAAUGAAGGUCUAUCAGGAGAGGUUGAUGGAGUCUCUGGGGGACGUCCUGGAGAAGCACGUUCCUCUCCCUCAAAAUGAACCCAGUGCGAACAGGAAGAAAAAGAAUAUUGAACUGGAGAUAAGUGAGGACUUGAUUUCACUUAAUGAAAUUCUCGAGGUGCUCAUGAACAAGGUCCUGAACACACCGCACGACCCUUACGUGACGAUAGACAACACAUUCUGGCCGCCGUACGUGGAGAUGCUUCUCCGCUAUGGGAUUGCAGUGAGGCACCAAGAGAAUAACUUCAAGAUCCGCCUGGAGACCUUCUUUUAGGGCAGUGCUGCAUUAGCCAUCUUAAGCGCCAGAGUUUUUAAGUCUCUGAGUCUCCUUGUACAGUGCUGUCGUUAUGUGUAUUUGUGUAAGCUGAUAUGAAGACUGAUAUGAAAACACUUAUUUACUGUAUGUAUAGGUCUAUAGUAGAGUGCAUUAAAGUAUGAGCAUUUUAUGACUUGCCCAUUAAGACUUUACCUGACUAUUUUUUAGUUCAAGAACCGAUUUGCUUGUACAGGAUAACCAUGGUUUCUUUUAAAAACAAUGACACCAUCUACAGUAAAUCAAAGUUAUGAAAGUAUAAUUUUUUCACUGAGCACUGUAAAUAACUUUGUUCAUGUGACCUCUGAUUAAAAUCGAAUAAGUUUGAGUGUCCUCUUGACCACAUAUUUUCUCUGAUCAUAUUUUCAUAGCUGUUUUCGUUUGCCAGGUUUAAUCAGCAAUGUACAGUAUGUAAGAAUGCAUGUGUUGUUUGAAUUAAUCCUAUAUUCACUUCUUUAAAGUGUCAAAAGAUGAAUAUCUGAACAUUCAUUUUUGUUAAUAUUUUCUUGUUCAUGUUCAAUAAAACUGGCAGCUGCAGCUGUGGUGAUGUUA
Molecule: messenger RNA, 1476 nt
Organism: Scophthalmus maximus (turbot)
Lineage: Eukaryota; Metazoa; Chordata; Actinopteri; Pleuronectiformes; Scophthalmidae
Gene: cenpk
Product: centromere protein K
Exons: 10
Coding region: 85-885 (266 amino acids)
Biological process (GO): mitotic sister chromatid segregation; kinetochore assembly
Cellular component (GO): nucleus
Source: RefSeq, a predicted model, not a curated record